Dreissena polymorpha is the source of this 2299-nucleotide messenger RNA. RefSeq lists its product as uncharacterized. The coding region runs from base 69 to 1631 and encodes 520 amino acids. The record is from RefSeq and is a predicted model, not a curated record. The transcript has 10 exons. Lineage: Eukaryota; Metazoa; Mollusca; Bivalvia; Myida; Dreissenidae.
CGUCAGUCGGUCUGAGUUAACUUCCUCAUUCAGUCGGAGGGAUUAUUUCGGUGCGUAAAAAACGGAAAAUGAUGUGGCUUUAUAGGCUUGUGCUUGCUUUUAUACUGGCUACAGUAACAGUAAACGGAAAUUACAUUGUCAGCAAUAGUUCGACGCAAUGGGAUAUGGUAACGUGCAAACUGGCCGAACCAAAUCUCACUUACAACAAUGAAAAGUAUAAAGUUGACCAAACAAUUGUGGAACAUUUACACGGUAGUGAUGUUUGGAUCGGAUAUCAGCUCGCAAAGAUGCCGUUUCUAUUCAUAGGUUGCGGAAGAUCGAAUACCGGAAAAACAUACAAACUCACGACUAUCGGUGAUUGUUUUCACAUCUGUGAUGGUGGAACAUUCGGAAUAAAAACUAACCGCGGUGAAGAUAUUUUAUCGAACAAUACUACCAAAGAAUGUAAAUGCGUAACAUCUCCUGAUCCUUACAAUGGGACUCAACACGGAUUUUGUGACGUAAAUGAUCAUUUUGCACUAUUCAUUCCGAUUAAUGUAAACAGCUCAGAAGUUUCCACAAACCUCAGACCUUCAGGAGAUUGCCUUUUGUACUAUUUCCCAAUCUUUUUUUGGGGUGCAUGUGAACGAACAGAGAAUAUACAAGUCAUGUGUAGCAUAGGUCCAUAUACAGGGUCAAACACUACUGCGGAAUCUUUUCUUGGUAAUUCAACGAGUGCAAAAAAUACUUGGAGUGCUGCCAACAGCAAUUGUUUGAAACUUAACUAUCACCCAGCAUCAAUUGAAAGCAUUAGAAAUAGUAAAUUCAACGAAAUACACAUGCGAAAUUAUUGGACGGGCAUUAUUCGAUCUACCGCCAUCAUUAAAUCAACGCGUGCUGACACAUUUACAAUUAACCCAGUGCAACAAUUUGCGUUUUUGAGUAUUGGAAGUCGUGUUUUGAAAUUCGCAAGCGAUGAUGUGAACAAAACAGCUCUCUGUAUACAAGGCUUUCAAACCACCGAAAGUAGCAAAUCUUCAUUUUUGACAGAUGUAGUUUCAACGACAGAGGAAUCGAUCUCAAAAGAGUUUACAGUAGGAGUUGGCAUCGGCGUUGCAGUUGGAAGUCUGUGUAUAGUUGGGGCAGUCAUUGUCAUCAUUGUACUAAUUAGAAGGGGAGUUUGGUCGUGUAAAUUGGGUACGAAAAAGGACGAACCUAAUGCCGGAAACCUCGCGUUUGCAAGCAGAUCGUAUGAAGAAACCUUUGGUUAUCAUAACUAUUUUAUAUUAGAGAAACAGGCACAAUCAUUUGAAUGCAAUACGGAUCAUUAUAGCACAUCAGAUGAACCAAAUGUGGACAAUCGUGAGACCGACCAUUACAGUUCAAUAGAGGAACCUUAUCAAACUGUGAAAGAUGAUUACGACUACACAACCAAUGCCUUAAGAACUGGACCCAAUACCAGAAAACCGGACGAUAUUUAUAACAAACUCAAGACAGACCGACCGGAAGACCUGCCGGGAGACUAUGACCACAUAGGAAGACUCGGGAAUAACAUGCCCCAACCAGGCAGCGACUAUGAUACAUCUGCUUUUGCGCAAAAGAUCGCUGGUGGUGACGACUAUAACCAUAUCCCACUACGAGUUAGUGCAUAAUUUACACGAUGGAAUCAAACAAAGACUUUGUACAUGGGGACUAUGACGCUAUCAAUGGAAUGAAGGCAGAACUUCCAUCUAGCGAAGCGACGGGAUAUGCUCAAAUAAAAAUAUAGAUUUGAAUUAAGUGAAUAAGUAAUUGAAUGAUGAAAGUCACACAACGUUGUGGGGUGCAUUUUUUAUGACCAAAACGCAAAAUGUAAAUAUGUGUAGCCCUUAUAAUACGUGUUAAUAUAUUUGUUCCUAAUUAUGCGAUGUGAUACCUACUAGAUUCAUAUAAAAAUAUAUACACUUUAUACUAAAUAUGACACGCUUUCUUUAUUGUUAAUAAUAAUAUAAAUAUUAAGCAUAGGCAUAUAUGUGUUACUUAUAAAUGUUUCAAACGUGUAUUUGUAUAGUAGAUUCCGAACAUAUUUAAAUCUCACCCAGUCCACUCAAAGCUUGCGUCAAACUAAGCAGAGUGUGGACAAAUAAUGAAUGAGGUAGCAAAAUUUUGUCUUAAAAUGUGACACUGAAUGCAAUACAACUGCACGCCUAGUAUUCAAAUCUAAUAAGACGAGGACAUAUAGUGUUUAUUGCAUGUUAGCUAACAGUUCUUCGUUUACGUUUAUAAAAAAAAGUAAUUUCUUAGAGUAAUCAAGAUAUGUUGGUGUUACGGAUCAUUAAUG